Molecule: messenger RNA, 4878 nt
Organism: Pieris macdunnoughi
Lineage: Eukaryota; Metazoa; Arthropoda; Insecta; Lepidoptera; Pieridae
Source: the annotation of a GenBank genome assembly
AUGGCGACCUCCGGCGGGAAGGCGCGGAGGGAGGAGCAGAGCGACAAUUCUGACGACGAACUAUCACCACUAAAUAAUGACACAUAUGGAGGAAGCCAAAGAACAGUACAAGAAACGAAAGGAUGGGACGUUUUCAGAGAAUUCCCGCCGAAGCAGGACAGUGGGUCCAUGGAAAGUCAAAAAUGCUUGGAAUUCACAGUCAGAGUUCUGAAAAUCUUAGCAUAUGCAAUUACAUUUAUUGUAGUACUUGCUUCUGGCGUUGUAGCGAAAGGAACUAUUCUCUUUAUGACUUCUCAGUUAAGAAAAGAUAGAAGACUAGCUUAUUGUAAUAGGAAUUUAGGUAGGGAUAAACAAUUUGUCGUAAGUUUACCAGAUGAAGAGCGUGUGGCCUGGAUGUGGGUGAUUCUGGCUGCGUUUGCGAUACCCGAAGUAGGAACCUUCAUACGAUCUGUUAGGAUAUGUUUCUUCAAGUCAUCAAAGAAGCCAAGAAGCAUACAAUUUAUUGUGGUGUUCAUAGCUGAGUCACUACAUACGAUUGGUCUGGCUUUACUCUUAUUCAAAAUCCUACCCGAAUUAGACGUAGUCAAAGGCGCCAUGAUAACGAACUGUAUGUGCAUAAUACCAGCAAUACUCGGCCUACUAUCUCGGAACUCUCGAGACUCGAAACGAUUCGUGAAAGUUAUAGUCGACAUGGCGGCUAUAGUUGCUCAAGUUACUGGCUUCAUUGUGUGGCCGCUUCUUGAGAAUAAACCCGUGUUAUGGCUCAUACCAAUCUCAGCUAUAUGCAUAUCUCUUGGAUGGUGGGAAAAUUACGUGACCCGACAGAGUCCUAUUGGUAUAAUGAAAAGUUUGGGUAGACUGAAGGAAAAUUUGAACCAGUCCCGCUAUUAUAUCUAUAGACUCAUCUCUGUUUGGAAGAUUAUUCUUAUGAUGCUGUGCGUUAUGAUGUGUAUUUGGAUGGAUGGUGAUGAACCAGCGAUGUUUUUCCAAUUGUUCAAAGAAGGUUUUGGGCCACAUAACAUUGUUGUAGAAGAGGUCCAAAUUCAAUUGGGAGGCACAAUAAUUCCCGACUUGGCAAAUGCAACUUUAACAGGGGAUUCUGUGGAGGUGGCGGCAGUACACAAAUCUGCAUUCUACGUCCUUCUAAUACAAGUCUUUGCUGCCUAUUUCACGUAUAUUUUUGGGAAAUUCGCUUGCAAAAUUCUCAUUCAAGGAUUCAGUUAUGCCUUUCCUAUUAACUUGGUCAUUCCGCUAGUCGUUAAUUUAUUAAUAGCAGCUUGUGGCUUAAGGAAUGGUGAUACAUGUUUCUUCCAUGGUACCAUCCCGGAUUACUUGUUCUUCGAAAGCCCACCAGUUUUUAGCCUUAGCGACUUCAUAUCUAGACAAAUGGCGUGGGUGUGGCUGUUAUGGUUGCUCUCUCAAACAUGGAUAACGUUACACAUUUGGACACCUAAAACGGAACGUUUAGCUUCCACUGAGAAACUGUUUAUAUUGCCCAUGUACAGCGGAUUGCUCGUUGAUCAAAGUAUGGCACUCAAUAGAAAGAGGGAUGAUCAUAAAGAUGUGAAAACCGAGGACCUCGCUGAAAUAGAAAAGGAAAAGGGUGACGAGUACUACGAAACUAUAUCAGUGCAUACUGACAAUACGAGCUCUGCACCAAGAAUUGUUAAAUCGUCUGACUCUAUUACAAGGAUUUACGCAUGCGCAACUAUGUGGCACGAGACUAGAGACGAAAUGAUGGAGUUCUUGAAGUCAAUUCUAAGGCUGGAUGAAGAUCAGUGUGCUAGGAGAGUUGCCCAGAAGUAUUUAAGAGUUGUGGACCCUGAUUAUUAUGAGUUUGAAACCCAUAUAUACUUGGACGACGCCUUUGAAAUAUCGGACCACAGCGACGAUGAUUCUCAAGUCAAUAGAUUCGUGAAACUACUCGUGGAGACCAUUGAUGAAGCGGCUUCAGAAGUGCAUCAGACGACAAUUCGUGUCCGACCGCCAAAGAAGUACCCUGCGCCGUAUGGAGGAAGACUAACUUGGGUGUUGCCAGGAAAGACUAAAAUGAUAUGCCACUUGAAGGACAAGGCGAAGAUUCGUCACAAAAAACGUUGGUCGCAGGUGAUGUACAUGUACUAUCUUUUGGGACAUCGUCUAAUGGAGCUACCGAUAUCAGUGGACCGUAAAGAACUUAUGGCUGAGAACACGUACUUGUUAACUCUCGACGGAGACAUCGAUUUCCAACCUCACGCCGUCCGUUUACUUGUUGAUUUAAUGAAAAAGAAUAAGAACUUAGGAGCAGCCUGCGGUCGUAUUCAUCCAGUGGGAUCUGGUCCGAUGGUGUGGUAUCAGCUAUUCGAGUACGCUAUUGGUCAUUGGAUGCAAAAGGCUACGGAACACAUGAUUGGCUGCGUACUUUGUAGUCCGGGAUGCUUUUCGCUGUUCAGAGGAAAGGCUUUGAUGGACGACAACGUUAUGAAGAAGUAUACAUUGAAAGCUAAUGAAGCCCGGCAUUACGUACAGUACGAUCAAGGGGAGGACCGUUGGUUAUGCACACUGUUACUACAACGAGGAUACCGAGUAGAAUAUUCAGCUGCAUCCGAUGCGUACACGCACUGUCCCGAAGGCUUCAGCGAGUUCUACAACCAACGACGUAGAUGGGUGCCCUCGACUAUCGCUAAUAUUAUGGACUUGCUCAUGGAUUACAAACACACGAUCAAAAUUAACGAUAACAUCUCGUCUCCCUACAUUGCAUACCAGAUGAUGUUGAUGGGUGGAACGAUUCUUGGCCCCGGUACUAUAUUCCUUAUGUUGGUGGGAGCUUUCGUAGCUGCUUUUAGAAUUGAUAACUGGACUUCCUUUGAAUACAACCUGUACCCCAUUUUGUUAUUUAUGUUUGUUUGCUUCACGAUGAAAUCAGAUAUUCAGUUGCUCGUCGCGCAAAUUUUAUCCACUGGCUAUGCUAUGAUAAUGAUGGCUGUCAUCGUCGGUACGGCACUUCAAUUAGGCGAGGACGGCAUCGGUUCACCAUCUGCCAUUUUCCUUAUAUCCCUAUCGGGUUCCUUCUUUAUCGCCGCUUGUUUGCAUCCUCAAGAGUUUUGGUGUGUUGUACCGGGCAUUAUAUAUCUGUUAUCUAUCCCCUCUAUGUACUUGCUUUUAAUUUUGUACUCUAUUAUCAAUCUGAACAACGUAUCGUGGGGUACACGAGAAAUUCAACAGAAGAAAACCAAAAAGGAAAUAGAAGCAGAAAAGAAAGCAGCAGAAGAAGCAAAGAAAAACGCGAGACAGAAAUCAUUACUUGGAUUCCUUCAAGGAGUAAAUAAUAACGAAGAAGAAGGUUCCAUUGAAUUUUCUUUUGCGGGAUUGUUUAAAUGUUUACUUUGCACACAUCCUAAAGGAAACGAAGAAAAGGUGCAACUACUUCAUAUUGCCUCUACACUUGAAAAAUUGGAGAAAAAGAUUGAGAACGUCGAGAGGGUGAUUGAUCCACACGGUCAAACCAGAAGCAGAAAGCUUUCAGUGGGUUUGAGAGGGAGCACUAAUGGUGACGGAUUGGUGACUGUAUCAGAAAGGGAAGAGGAUGAACAUGAUUUGGAUUCCGAAACCGAUACCAUGUCGACAGUGCCAAGAGAAAAGAGAGACGAUUUAAUCAAUCCAUACUGGAUAGAGGACCCAGAUUUAAAGAAAGGAGAAGUUGACUUUUUGAGCCAGUCUGAAUUAGCGUUCUUCAAAGAUUUGAUCGAUAAAUAUUUAUAUCCUAUUGAUGCUAACAAGGAGGAGCAGGCUCGUAUUACCAAGGAUCUGAAAGAGUUGAGAGACACAUCUGUGUUUAAUUUCUUUAUGGUCAAUGCUCUUUUUGUUCUUAUUGUAUUUUUGCUACAAUUAAACAAGGACAACCUUCACUUUAAAUGGCCCCUUGGAGUUAAAACUAAUAUUACAUAUGAUGAGGCCACGCAAGAGGCUCGAAUUGCACGUGACUUAUUAGAGCUUCGCAAUAAAUCAGUUUUUGCGUUUGCCAUGUUCAAUGCUUUAUUUAUAUUGAUAGUAUUCUUAUUACAACUCAACAAAGAUCAACUCCACGUGAUUUGGCCUUUGGGAGUAAAGACAAACAUUACAUACAUCGAGGAUACAGGCGAGGUGCUUAUUUCAAAGGAAUAUUUACAACUGGAACCAAUUGGUUUAGUCUUCGUAUUCUUCUUUGCUCUUAUUCUCGUAAUCCAAUUUUCGGCUAUGUUGUUCCAUAGGUUUGGAACUAUUUCACAUAUAUUAGCUUCAACAGAACUUAAUUGGUUCUGCACUAAGAAGGCUGACGAUUUGUCACAAGAUGCGCUUCUCGAUAAGAAUGCAAUAGCAAUAGUAAAAGAUUUGCAAAAACUUAACGGGUUGGACGACGAAUACGAUAACGACUCUGGGUCGGGUCCUCAGAACGUUGGUAGACGCAAGACCAUCCAUAAUUUGGAAAAAGCGAGACAGAAGAAGAGAAACAUCGGCACUUUAGACGUUGCGUUCAAGAAGCGUUUCUUUAAUAUGAACGCAAAUGAUGGUCCAGGCACUCCAGUUUUGAAUCGAAAGAUGACUUUACGCAGAGAGACUUUGAAAGCGUUGGAAACAAGAAGAAAUUCUGUGAUGGCUGAGCGAAGGAAAUCGCAGAUGCAAACACUAGGCGCUAAUAAUGAAUAUGGAGUUGCAGGAAUGCUUAACAACAACCAUGGCAUCGCCCCGCGGCAUCGAACAUCCACUGCCAAUAUAUCGGUGAAAGAUGUCUUUGGUGAACCUAAUGGAGGAAUGGUGAACCGCGGAUACGAAACAACACUAGGCGAUGAAGACGACAGUAAUUCCAUGAGACUUCAACCAAGACAGAACCAAGUCUCUUUCUCAACAAGAUUUCAGUGA